AUGACUCGUCUCGCCGCCUGCGCUGCACUCGCCGCCGUGGCUCUCGCCGGCGGGCAGUCCAUGGCCAUGCCCACCGCCACCCCCAUGGAAGUGCCCAUGGAGCAGUACGGCGAGGCGAAGACUUACCAGGACCCUGGCGUUCCCACGAGCACCUCGACGGCUGCGCCGGAGAGCCCGCAGCAAUGGUUCGAGGGCUUCAGCCGCGCCGUGCAGAAGCAGCUGCAGCUGCAGGAGGACUUGAUGCGGCAGCUGGUGCGGGACAUCCAGGAGUACCUGACGGAGGCCUUUGGCUGGAACGAAACGAACUCCUCGGCCCUGGCGCGGGUGAACACCAUGCUGGACAUGAUCACGAAGCGCAUGGCCGUGACUCGGGAAGAGGCGAACGAGAUCAGCACCACGGAAACGGAGCCGCAGGCCGUGCGCGACGCCACGCGCAACUUCAUGAAGGAAGUGCGCGUGCAAGACAUCGUCGUGGACGCGCUGUGGGCCUCUCUGCGCGGCGUCCAGACCAGCGCCUGGAUGACUGGCGUGUCGAGCACUGUUGACGAGCGGGACGUGCUGGCCGUGGCCAACAGAGCCGCUGAGGAGUUCCUGGCCCGCAUGUACCACAACUUGCGUGCAGCGGGAGUGGCUGAGGAGGACAUAGUGAAGUACGUGCCGCGGACUCCGGCGGAUCCGAGCAGCAGCGAGCCCCGCAACAUGGGCAAGAAGGGCCGCGGCUACGGCUACAGCUACGGCCACGGCUGCGGCUACGGCCACGGCUGCGGCUACAGCUACCCCCUCUACAGCUACGGCUGCCCCUACUCCGGCUGCGGCUACGGCUCCCCCUUCUACGGCUCCGCCUGGGGCUUCUGGGGCCCCCCCAGCCACUCCAGCUUCUACUGGCGCCGCCUGGGCACUGCGGGCUGCCCCGACUGCGCCCCCGAGCCUGAGUUCGUAACUCCCCCCACGGCUUUCCGGGGCCUCCAGGAGGAGGCCAUGAUGGGAACUCCCUAUGCAAACCCCAUGGUGGGAACUCCCUACGCCAACCCCAUGAUGGCCUCCCCCUACUCCACCCCCAUGAUGGGAACUUCUAACACCAACCCCACCAUGGGCACUCCCUACACCAACUCCGCCAUGGGCACUCCCUACACCAACUCCACCAUGGGCACUCCCUACAUGGGCACUCCCUACACCAACCCCGCCAUGGGGGCCCCCUACACCACCUCCACCAUGGGAACUCCCUACACCAACCCCACCAUGGGGGCCCCCUACAGCAACCCCACCAUGGGGGGCCCCUACACCAACCCCACCAUGGGGGGCCCCUACACCACCCCCAUGGCUGGCCAGGCCUACCCCGCCUACCCAGCAGCUGGCCAGCGCAGCACCAUGGGCCCCACGCAGGGGCCCAUGGGGCGCAUGGGCACUUCGGGCGGCCAGUACAACAGCGCCGCGGGCUACACUGGCGGUUACCGCGGCCUGAGUGCCUUCGAGGCCCCCGAGCUCUUCGAGCCCCCCAUGGGCAUUCCUCCUUUUGGAUUUGAGUGA
Eimeria necatrix is the source of this 1527-nucleotide messenger RNA. RefSeq lists its product as hypothetical. The coding region runs from base 1 to 1527 and encodes 508 amino acids. The record is from RefSeq and is a predicted model, not a curated record. The transcript has a single exon. Lineage: Eukaryota; Apicomplexa; Conoidasida; Eucoccidiorida; Eimeriidae.